AUGCAGAAACAGAGUGUAAUGUAUCCGUCAAAAGACGCUACAGAUGCCGAGCCACUGGAUUUGACUUUACCAAAGCAUGAAAGAAUUCCUGAAUCCUCUGAAGAAUUUACCACACUUGCCCUUCAUGAAGAGAUUGGUGGGCAACUACUUAUGAAGCUGUUCCAACAGCAAAUACUGCUCUCCAUGUUACCAAAACCUGAUGCAGUUGAAACGAAAGGACGCGUUUACUGUAAAUCAAAAGAGAGGAGAAUAAAGUCGCAUUUGGAAAAGGAAGAUGUUGUGGUCAAUAUUCGAAGAUCCGAGGCAAAUGCACGCGAAAGGAAUCGUGUUCAGCACUUGGCCGAUAUGUUUGAUAGACUUCGUUCAGUAUUGCCAAUAGAAGAUGAUGUAAAAAUCUCAAAAUUAGCUACAUUAAAGGUGCGAGUUUAAAA
Messenger RNA from Strongylus vulgaris, 431 nucleotides. NCBI's taxonomy places the organism in Eukaryota, Metazoa, Nematoda, Chromadorea, Rhabditida, Strongylidae. The record is from the annotation of a GenBank genome assembly.